AUGCAUCUCUUUGCGGAUGACCUCGCCAUUAUCAUCUAUGGGGCCUUAGAAAAAAGGUUCUCGGAUAAUAUCCAAUUAGAAAUGCAAGCCAAAAUUGCAUUAGAAAUAUUAGAGAAAUUUGCCGACGAUAUGAUCUUACCAGUAACUAUUUCAAAAACGAAAGCUAUGCUCGUUCAUAAUGUGGUAGCACCUCAGCUAACAGUAGUUGAAUAUAAAGGAAUUGUUAUAGAAUUUGUGUUAAUAUUUAAAUAUUUGGGAGUAGAAAUUCGAGCUAAAUUGGGAUGGGGAAUCUAUAUUCAAAGCAGAGUUGCAAUAAUUAGAAAUGUGUAUGCCGCAUUACGUAUAUUAUUUUACUCAAUUCCAAGAAAAGAAGAGAAAAUAAAAAGAAAACUGUUCUUAGCGUUUGCUCCUACACUUCAUUUGGCUCUUCGUUACUUGGUUUUUCUUUACAGUGAAACAACAGGAUCUAAUUGA
Molecule: messenger RNA, 474 nt
Organism: Didymodactylos carnosus
Lineage: Eukaryota; Metazoa; Rotifera; Eurotatoria; Philodinida; Philodinidae
Source: the annotation of a GenBank genome assembly